UCCUUUCAUUUCUAAAACCCCCAAAACCUCUGCACCACUCCUCCGGCGCCGGAGGCCACCGGAAAUGGCUGGUCCACUGCUCCGUUCUCUAUUAUCUGCUGCCACUAAAAAAUCCCUUUCCUCCUCAACUUCAUGUUUCCAACAUAACCAUCUCUCUAUUAAAACCCACUUAUUCACGCGCCACGCCGGCAUUUCACGCGCCUUCUCGGCGGCGGCCACAGCUACGAGUGCAGCAUCAGCAGCUUCGGCUCCAAGCGGCGCAAUUGACCCCAGCAGGCUUAGGAAUGUUGCCGUAAUAGCUCACGUCGACCAUGGCAAAACCACACUUAUGGAUCGGCUCCUCCGCCAGUGCGGCGCCGAUAUCCCCCAUGAACGUGCAAUGGAUUCCAUUAGCCUCGAGCGUGAGCGCGGUAUCACUAUUGCUUCCAAGGUCACUUUAAUUUCGUGGAAGGAAAAUGAGCUAAACAUGGUUGACACUCCUGGACAUGCAGAUUUUGGUGGUGAAGUUGAGCGAGUAGUUGGCAUGGUUGAGGGUGCAAUUUUAGUUGUAGAUGCUGGUGAGGGUCCACUAGCACAGACAAAAUUUGUACUUGCUAAGGCCUUAAAAUAUGGACUGAGACCUAUUCUUCUUCUGAACAAAGUAGAUCGACCGGCAGUUACUGAGGAAAGAUGCAAUGAAGUUGAGAGCCUCGUUUUUGACCUCUUUGCAAAUCUUGGUGCUUCAGAGGAACAACUUGAUUUUCCUGUUCUUUAUGCUUCAGCAAAAGAAGGAUGGGCUUCAUCCAACUAUACAAAAUGUCCUCCAGAUGAUGCUAAAAAUAUGUCUCAGCUGCUUGAUGCAAUCAUAAGACAUGUUCCUCCACCUACUGCUAGCCUUGAUGCCCCUUUCCAAAUGCUGGUUUCCAUGAUGGAACGAGAUUCAUAUCUUGGGAGAAUUUUGACGGGGCGAAUAUAUUCUGGAAUAGUGCACAUUGGUGAUAAAAUCCAUGGACUUCGUGAAUCAGAUUCUGGAACUGUCAAAAUCGAAGAAGGCAAGGUUGUGAAGCUGAUGAAGAAGAAGGGUACUAGCAUGGUGUUAGUUGAUAGUGCUGGUGCUGGUGACAUAGUGUCAAUGGCUGGGUUGACAAGGCCAGCAAUAGGUCACACAGUUGCAAAUGUUGAGGUUAUGACUACAUUGCCCACAGUUCAGCUUGAUCCCCCAACCAUUUCAAUGACCUUCAGUGUGAAUGACUCUCCUUUGGCUGGACGUGAUGGUACCCAUUUGACUGGCGGAAAAAUUGCGGAUCGGCUUAUAGCCGAAGCAGAAACAAAUCUCGCCAUAAACGUUAUACCAGGCCUGUCAGAUUCAUAUGAAGUUCAAGGGAGGGGAGAACUUCAAUUGGGUAUCUUGAUUGAGAAUAUGAGGCGUGAAGGAUUUGAAUUAUCUGUCUCACCACCUAAAGUCAUGUACAAAACAGAGAAUGGUGAGAAGCUAGAACCAAUUGAAGAAGUGACUAUAGAGGUCAAUGAACAGCAUGUUGGUUUAGUAUUGGAUGCACUUUCUCACAGAAAAGCUGAGGUUGCAGACAUGGGUCCUGUUCCAGGCCACGAUGAUCGGACUAAAAUCUGUCUGACUUGUCCUUCAAGGGGCCUUGUCGGAUACAGAAGUGUAUUCAGCAGUGACACACGAGGAACUGGAUUUAUGCACCGUGCUUUCCUGACUUAUGCUAAAUAUAGAGGUCCUCUUGGAAAUGUCAGAAAAGGAGUAUUGGUUUCCAUGGGCUAUGGAACAACUACAGCUUAUGCGCUAAUAAGUCUAGAACCUCGUGGGAUUCUCUUCGUCACACCUGGGAUGGAGACAUAUGAUGGCAUGAUUGUCGGUGAGCAUUCUCGAGACACAGAUCUUGAUGUUAAUCCAGUAAGGAUGAAGGAACUAACAAAUGUGCGGGCUGCUAGCAAGGAUGAGAAUGUUAAACUAUCUCCACCUCGUCUUAUGACGCUAGAAGAAGCAAUUGGGUAUGUAGCCUCAGAUGAGCUAAUUGAGGUUACUCCAAAAGCAAUCAGGUUAAGGAAAAGAUACCUUGAUGUAAAUAAGCGAAAAGCAAUGAGAAACAGAACCAAGGAAUAGACUCUGUCCUUGGACAUUUUCCGUCUGGUUGCAUUACUGUUCUGCUCCAGCAGUUAUCCUGAUGUAUAGGUUAUAGAUACCACAUAGUUUAAAGUGCAUUUUUUCAGCAACUUUGGGGAGUGAUAAUCAAAAUUUUGUCCCAGCUUAGAAGAUGUAUUACAAUUCAAAAGUAAUAUUUUAAGAUACCAAUAGCUAUGAUCCAUCAAUAAUAUAGCAAUUGCUUUUCUCAAA
Molecule: messenger RNA, 2338 nt
Organism: Coffea eugenioides
Lineage: Eukaryota; Viridiplantae; Streptophyta; Magnoliopsida; Gentianales; Rubiaceae
Product: GTP-binding protein TypA/BipA homolog
Exons: 19
Coding region: 65-2107 (680 amino acids)
Cellular component (GO): ribonucleoprotein complex; cytosol
Molecular function (GO): GTPase activity; GTP binding
Source: RefSeq, a predicted model, not a curated record